AUGAUUCGUGCUAAGUAUCCUGACGGCAGUCCGGAAAUGACAGGGCAAUGGCUGUAUGGCGCCGGCCAGGCCAUGGGUGGAGGCGACUAUGUUGAUGCCUUUGUCCGGGAUGGCUUCACGGCCUGGGCACCACCCCGCCGUCGACCUGCGGCUCAGGAUGUCAUCGUCACUGCCGACGAUUGGCCAGAGGUCGAGUGGCCGAAGACCUCUCCAGAUGGUUCGACCACGUGGACAGGCAUGGGAGACUUCGGGGAGUUCUACCUCGGUGUUGGAGGCACCUGCGACGAUGUCACACCAUCAGUUGGCUACUGGUGCGGUGACAAUGCUCCAAGGCAUGUCCAGGCUCACAACUCACCAUCAGGCAUUUUCAAUGCGUCCCGCAUUCUGCCGCACUUCCAGAAGUACACCAGCAACGCCUCAGCCAAGCCUGUCAUCAACGCCUGGCGUGGUGGCGGCCGCUGGUUUUCCUGGCAGUUCCUCGUUGACGAGGUGAACCCUCGCAAUGACUCCUUGACCUUCUCCGGCAAGCGUGGGGGAAACCAAGGAGCGGAGGGUGUGAACUCUGGUGGGCAGUGGUGGAUCGAGAACGUUCUGCCGGAAUGCGAUGCUCCGAACGAGUUUUUCUAUGACCCCAUGACCAGGUCUCUCUACGUUUCCUUCAAUGGCUCGAAGGUGCAUCCUGACGGGUCGGAGAAGUGGGUGGUGCCGGCAACACAGGUCAUCCUGAACAUCACGAGCAGCAACAGCAGCGUCCGUGGAAUCGAAAUACGCGAUUCCAAGAUCACCUACUUGGAACCUCACGGCUUGCCAUCAGGUGGAGACUGGGCAAUCGAACGGCUGGGAUCCGUGUUCAUCGGCGAUGCAGACAAUGUUCGCAUAGAAGAUUGUCACUUCACCAGACUGGAUGGAAAUGGAGUGUUUCUGGACGGCGCCGUGAAGAAUGCGCUCUUGCAACACAACGAGUUCUCCUACAUCGGCAACUCGGCCAUGGCAGCGUGGGGCUACACGAGCGACUGCCUCAACACCAACUGUACAAGGAAGCUGCCGGCAGGCAGUCGGAUGGGGCCAGAUGGCCGUGCCAUGCAUGCCCCCAUCGGUACAGUGGUGCGACGAAACCUGGUCCGCGAGAUUGGAAUAUGGCAGAAGCAGUCCUCCAUGUGGUUCCAGGCAGUGGCUGCCGAGUCGCAGAUCCUGGAGAAUGUCCACUUCAACGGUCCGCGAGCCGGGAUCAACUUCAACGACGGUUUUGGGGGUGGUGACCUUAUUGAAGGAAAUGUGGUGGGCAACUGCGUUCGCGAGUCUGGAGAUCACGGGCCCUACAACAGCUGGGACCGCGUGCCAUACAUCACCACGCUCCGCACUGGCAAGCCUUCGAUCAUUCCGAAGGACCGGCACUUCACUCGAAACCUGUGGUUUGGGACGUACAGCACCCAGGAAGGUGCAGACACGGACGAUGGCUCCUCGUACAUGCUGCAUGAUUCGAACGUCUUCGCUUUUGGGACGAACGGCCUGAAGAACGACUUCGGUGGGCAUGACAAUCGGCACAGCAAUAACAUGUACCUCUUCGUGGACACUUGUUGGGGUAUGGGUUUCGGACCGGGCACGAAAGAUGGAUCUGCCAACAACGAUGCCUUCACCGAAAACUCAUGCCUGCUCAAACCCAGAGGCUCAUAUGGAUCUGACUGCGGCAACAACCCCUUUGGAUUCCUCACGUACGGGAACCAGAUAUAUACCCAGGACGGCGGACACGGGAUGUGCACUCCGGGCCGUGCCCAACUCGAGUAUGCUGAGCUUCUGCGCAUGUCGUGCGCCGGCCUAGUAGCUGGGGUGCCUCGGGCAGAUCACAUGUGCACUGUUGUCAGGAUGGCACUCUUCAAGUCUGCGGAGGGCAUGACCUGA
Messenger RNA from Symbiodinium natans, 1899 nucleotides. Lineage: Eukaryota; Dinophyceae; Suessiales; Symbiodiniaceae. The record is from the annotation of a GenBank genome assembly.